AUGGCGGACGAUUUUAUGUUAGAAGAUGAUGAAGAUUAUGAGUUCGAAUUUGAGGAUGAUGAUGAUGAUAUGGUCGAGCCGGACGUUGAUGUUGAGAACUCGUACUACUAUUCAAAAGCCUUAAGGGAGGAAGAUGCUGGCGCAGCUGUUAAAUCAUUUUUAGAAAUCGUUGACAAAUGCAAAUCCGAAAAGAAUGAAUGGGCUUUUAAGUCUUUAAAGCAGGUUUUAAAGAUCGUGUUCCGUAUGGAUCAGCUGGAUGAGAUGUUAAAGUAUUAUCAGCAAUUACUUGAUUAUGCAGAAUGGCCGAGUAUCACUAAAAAUUAUGCAGAAAAAUCAAUUUAUAACAUAGUGGAUUAUGCAUCGUCUUCUAGCAAUGCUCGGUUCUUGGAAACGUUUUAUGAAAUUACAACUCAAGCUCUUCAGAAGCUUAAUAAUGAACGAUUAACGAUGAAAUCAUUGAUGCACGUAGCUCGAUUCUUCCUUUCGCAGAAAAAUUAUGUCAAGUUUAAGUCUCUUUUGCGGCAGAUGCAUCUUCUUCUCUCAAAUGAAAACACUUCUGUUACAGACCAAAAUAGAGAGACACAUUUGUUGGAACUUUAUUCACUGGAAAUUCAAAUGUAUUCUAGUCUUGAGGACAAUAAACGAUUAAAGGAGUUAUAUCAAAGUUCCCUCAGAAUCAAAACUGCCAUCCCUCAUCCUAAAAUCAUGGGUAUUAUUCGCGAAUGCGGUGGUAAAAUGCAUAUGCAAGAAGGGCAGUGGUCUGAAGCACAGACAAACUUUUUUGAAUCUUUCAAGUGUUAUGAUGAAGCUGGUUCUACGGCCCGUGUUCGGGUGCUAAAAUAUCUUGUUUUAUCUAAUAUGCUUUGCGAAUCUGAAAUUAAUCCUUUCGAUUCCCCAGAGACCCAACCGUACAAAGAAAACCCACAUGUCAUUGCUAUGACUAAAUUGGUGGAAGCAUAUCAAAAACGUGAUAUUAAAGAGGUGGAAAAGUUGCUCAUUGAGCACCGGCAAGAUAUUAUGGAAGAUGAUUUUAUUCGUCAGUACGUUGAUAAAAUCCUUUAUAGUAUCAGAAGCCAGGUUCUGUUGGAAUUGAUUCAACCUUACACGACUGUGCGGUUGAGUUUGCUAGCUGAGAAGCUGGGUGUGACUACGUACAUUAUUGAACAAUCACUCAUUGGACUUAUUAUGGAUGGAAGGAUUCUGGGAAAACUCGACAUGAUUCAUGAAAUAUAUGUAAAACAAAACCCGCUAACUAUCUUAAGCGAUACAUUAACAAAGAACGCUAAAACUCUUUGGACUGACAUUGCAAAUAAUUAA
Messenger RNA from Schizosaccharomyces osmophilus, 1317 nucleotides. RefSeq names its product COP9/signalosome complex subunit Csn2 (gene csn2). Bases 1 to 1317 code for a protein of 438 amino acids. The transcript is spliced from 5 exons. The record is from RefSeq and is a predicted model, not a curated record. Lineage: Eukaryota; Fungi; Ascomycota; Schizosaccharomycetes; Schizosaccharomycetales; Schizosaccharomycetaceae. Gene Ontology annotation, biological process: protein deneddylation. Gene Ontology annotation, cellular component: COP9 signalosome.